AUGAGUCGCACCGCUGUCCUGUCACCGCGAGUCUCGGCGGAGGAAGAGAUUGAGCAACUUGAUGAUAUACCUACCAGCGGUAGCCUUGUAUCGCCGAGAGGCAGCGUCGCAGGUGGCUACUUUUCCUCCGUUCACAGCCACAGCAUUGGUACUCCAACGAGUGGCUCGCUGCCGGAAAUGGUGAGCCGAUCGAGCUCCUCUGGAAGUCUGGUUGGAAGCGUUCCCCAUGCUUUGCAGCGACGUACCAGCGCCAACGAUGACUUUGAUUACGCUGCUGCAAGUCCUAGCCGCGAUUACGAACCCUACGGCGCCAACGUGUCGGCGAGCGCCUCUAUGCAGAGCCAUUCAGGGACCGCCACGCCGGCGGCAGGCUUGUACAGCGCUUCUAUGAACGCGUCGCUCACCAACGCAGCGCUCCGGUACCGAAAGCCAUUUGCACAGCGCGUGCUCAAGGAGGGCGAAAAGGUCGAGAAACCCUGGUUGAACAGCAAGAAGCGCAAGGCGUCGGCUCGCAAGCUGUACUGGGUCUUUGUGCUUGCGUUGUCGGUCGGGAUCAUCGGUUCUGCACUGCUCAUGUACUUCGCCUACGCGUCGGUAGCCAAGGGGAAAUACUGCCUCGUUUUGGACGAGCAGUUCGAAGGCACCACGAUCAACAAGGACAUUUGGUUCCACGAAAUCGAGACCGGCGGUUUCGGAAACGGUCAGUUCGACUGGACCACCGACUCGACCAACAACUCCUUUGUCCAGGAUGGCAAGCUCUACAUCGUGCCCACGCUCACCGCAGAUGCUCUAGGAGAGGCCGCCAUCACCAACGGCUACACGCUCAACUUGACGGAAGCUGGCACGUGCACCGCCUCCAACAAGUCAGACGCCAACUGCGCCGUGGCGUCCAACAUCAGUACGGGAGUGAUCCUGCCUCCGAUCCAAUCUGCGCGUCUGAUGACCAACUUUUCGCGCACGAUCAAGUUCGGAAGAGUCGAGGUCAAGGCGCGCAUGCCCACAGGCGACUGGAUGUGGCCUGCCGUAUGGAUGAUGCCCAAGGACUCGGUGUACGGUCCCUGGCCUCGUUCUGGGGAGAUCGACAUCUUCGAAGGUCGCGGCAACAUGCCCAAAAGUCGUGACGACAAAGGCACCAACCAGAUGUCUUCGUCACUCCACUUUGGGCCGAACUCCCUGUUUGACGGGUACGGCUUCGCCACAAGGGUGCGCAACCUGUGGCGAAACUACUUCAACCAAAACUCGCACACGUUCGGGCUGGAAUGGACCGAAAACGAAAUGUGGACCUGGGAGCACUCGCCCAUCUUCCGCAACCUUGAGGUCUCGUACGGCGCUGGUUUCUGGAACCGUGGUCGAUUCCCCUACCAGAUGGCCAACGGAACGCUGCUUUCGAACCCAUGGUCGGACGUGAAAGGUCCACACGCCAACGCGGCACCGUUCGACCAAGAGUUCUACCUGAUCCUCAACGUGGCAGUGGGAGGCACCAACGGCUACUUCCAGGACGGCAUGGGCGAUAAAAAGCCCUGGUCCAACGACGCCAAUCACGCGGCCGCACAGUUCUGGGAGGCAAGAGAUUCGUGGUUGCCCACUUGGCCCCAGGACCCUAGGCAGCGCGGCAUGGAGAUCGAGUACGUCAAGAUGUGGCAGAAGUGUUGA
Messenger RNA from Sporisorium graminicola, 1653 nucleotides. RefSeq lists its product as uncharacterized. Gene Ontology annotation, biological process: carbohydrate metabolic process. Gene Ontology annotation, molecular function: hydrolase activity, hydrolyzing O-glycosyl compounds. Lineage: Eukaryota; Fungi; Basidiomycota; Ustilaginomycetes; Ustilaginales; Ustilaginaceae. Bases 1 to 1653 code for a protein of 550 amino acids. The transcript has a single exon. The record is from RefSeq and is a predicted model, not a curated record.